Messenger RNA from Chiloscyllium plagiosum (whitespotted bambooshark), 3753 nucleotides. Lineage: Eukaryota; Metazoa; Chordata; Chondrichthyes; Orectolobiformes; Hemiscylliidae. The record is from RefSeq and is a predicted model, not a curated record.
AUUCUAACAACCCUGGAGAGGCGUUUCGAUCUACAUAGUACCGAACUAGGAGUAAUUGCAAGCAGCUUUGAGAUUGGAAACCUCAUGAUAAUUUUAUUGGUGAGCUACUUUGGUGGCAAAGGACAUCGACCACGCCUGAUAGGGUGUGGUGGGAUCAUAAUGGCCAUUGGUUCUUUGUUUUGUGCACUGCCAGAGUUUCUAAGUCAUCAGUAUCAAUAUAAGCAGGUGGAUACUUCAGUGUUGAAGGACACCUGCAUGGCAAACCUUUCAUUGGAAGAACAACAAUUGGCAAAAGAGAAAAAUCUCAAGACGUGUGCAGAAACAGAAACAACAAACAUGAUGUAUGUGUUGGUUAUUGUGGCUCAGGUUAUCAUUGGGGCUGGUGCAACCCCAAUUCAACCACUCGGUGUCUCCUACAUUGAUGACCAUGUUCGAAAGAGAGAUUCAUCACUUUAUAUAGGUGUCUUGUUCACUACCAUGUUGUUUGGCCCUGCGUUUGGUUUUAUGUUGGGUUCCUUGUUUACAACAAUUUAUGUGGAUGCCAUCUUCAUUGACACAGCAAAAUUGGACAUUACGCCAGAUGAUCCUCGGUGGAUUGGCGCUUGGUGGGCUGGCUUCCUCCUUUGUGCUGGACUGCUGUUCUUCUCAUCUUUGUUUAUGUUUGGCUUUCCUCAAGCCAUGCCAAAGAAACAUCACACAUUGAGCAAGAGCUCCCAGCAGCCUAUGCUCCCUGGUAAAGUGCACAAAGACCAGUCAAAGCUAACUACGGAGGAAAAUAAGAAAGAAUGUAAACCAACCAGUGAAGCCACAUGCACAGCAUAUCUGAGAGCGAUUCCACAAGUAACAAAGCAGCUCUUUAUGAAUCCAGUCUUCACCUGUGUUGUGCUGUCUGCCUGCAUGGAGGUUGCAGCUAUCAGUGGGUUUGCUGCUUUUCUGGGCAAGUAUCUGGAAAGGCAGUUUGGUCUCAGUGCUUCGUACGCCAACCAGUUCAUAGGAGUAACUGCAGUUCCUUGUGUGUGCCUCGGAAUUUUCCUGGGUGGCUUUGUGCUGAAGAAAAUGAGCCUAACUCCACUGGGCGCAAUUAAAAUGACAAUGACUGUAAACAUGCUGUCAACGGCUACAUAUGUUAUGCUAUUGUUCCUGGGCUGUGAAACAGGGCCAGUUGCUGGAGCAACAGUCAGCUAUAUGAAUGGCUCUUUCAACGGGUUCCAAAGGAAUCUUACUGUACCUUGUAAUGAAGGCUGUGGCUGUACAAAAGAGACCUUCAACCCAGUCUGUGGGUCUGAUGGCAUCACCUACCUGUCCCCGUGUUUUGCAGGAUGUACUAACAAGAAUCUUACCAACUGUGCCUGUAUCAACACUGAAUUUGCCCAGAAUGCUACAGCCAUGUCAGGACAAUGUCCGAGGACAAAUUGUGGAACUGCGUUCCCGGCAUUUUUUGCUGUUGUUUGUGUAGGAAGUCUAAUAGGUGCAAUGGCACAGACUCCUUCAGUUGUGAUUCUGAUCAGGUCUGUGAAUCCUGAAUAUAAAUCCUAUGCUCUUGGUGUGCAGUUUCUCAUGCUGAGACUACUUGGUUUUAUCCCACCACCACUUAUCUUUGGGGCUGCAAUUGACUCUACUUGUCUCAUCUGGUCAGAAACCUGCAAUAAAAGUGGAGCAUGUGCUGUAUACGAUAACGAUUCCUAUAGAUAUCUCUAUGUCAGCAUUGCCAUAGGCUUGAAAACAAUUGCCUUUAUAUUAUACACAACUACAUGGCAUUAUAUAAAGAGUCAUUCCAAGGAGUAUAUUCAGGGAGAUGAAGACUCAGUCGGUCGAAUGACCACAUCAGAUCUGUUUGCUUCAACAUUAACAUUAGAUGCAGCUGCAACGGAUUCAAACAAAUCAUCUGGAAGGACAACUUUGAUCUAUCAUUUGGGAGAGAAUGAAAUGUGUGAAAACAUUGAGUCUGUUCUUUAACAUUUGUAUGAAGUGACUGCACCAUUUUGAAGAUAUACUUUUGUAGGAAAAACAUUUUUAAACAAGUAUUUUAAGGUUCUUAGGCAUCACAAGGACACAUUGAAAAGUGCUGUCCUUUUAAAAAAAGUUUUUAUUAUUAUCUUUAUAGUUUAAAUUACAGCAAUAGAUAAGGUUUUUCAGAUUCAGUAUGGUUCACAAGUUAACAAUACAAUUAUAGAACCAGUGCCAAGAUCUGGCAGAUACCAGGUUAGAAUAAACAGUAGGCCCAAGUGGUCAGUUUUUCUCAACAAAAAUCUUAUUUGAAUAAGUUUUAUGCUUUUAUAAGUACUUUAUUUUGCAUUUCCUGAGAUGAUAUAAUACAAGCUACACAUUGUAAUAACAUGUCAUGUAUACUAUUUGAAUGAAAUGCACAAGAUUGAGAUUCUAUUGAGAAUAUCCCAUUAUCCAAGUGCUUGCUUCAAAAUAUGAAUGAACAAAUGUCUCAGUAUCAUCAGUGCUCACGUUAACAAAUAGCAUAAUGCGUCUGAUUAUAGUUUCACCUCUGAUUUCAAAAGUUUAUCAAAUAUUUUAUUUGGUUUCAUAUUAUAGCCAUCUUGUACAUUCACAACACUGGCAUUUCAUAUUGCCGUCAUGUGACUCAAACUGAAAUAUUUCUUCUUUCAGGUUAUUGUAAAGCAGAUGCUUUCUGUAACAUUAUCAUUGAAGCAAUUUGAGUUAGUUGACAAACAGAGACUUUGCUUAUUCUUAUUGCAUUUAGUGCUGUCAAAAACAAUGGUGCUACUAAGAAGCCAGAGUCAAUGCCAAAUGGUGCCUCAGGUCAUAAACACCAAUCUUGAAAUGAAGCAGGACAUACCAAUUAUUUGUUUAACUGAUACUCAUUUUGCUACCCAAAAUUUACAAAACAAUACUGCAGUAAACAGACAAAGAUGAUGCCUGCUGGAUUAAUGCAAAAUUUUGGUUUCCUUUAAACUUAAAGGCAAGUUUGUGGUGUGAGCGACAGUCUUUAGACACUGUUGACAUUUAAAACAAGUUUGGUCACUUCCUUCUAUUACUGAACCCCUGCCAGAAUGACAUUAAGCUUUUAAGGCACAAGAUAUUUGCUUCUCAACAGCUUAAGAUUGUUAGCUCACAUCACAGUUACAACAGGUAAUGUUACUUUUAUCAGCUCUGUUGUGUAUCAACAGUGAGGUCAAAGACAGCUUUGACAAGGACAUUUUAAUUGGGCUAUGGUUGCACAGCUGGAACCCACCAGGCUAUCUUUUCUUCUCUUGUAGAAUUCAUACUGACACCACAUGGUUGUCCAGUUUCAGGUGUUACUGAGCUAACUGCAGCUGAUUUUACACAGUUUGCACCUACAAAAAAUAAACUACAUUUAAAAUGGCCCAGUGAUGCCAGUUAAUUUUGUAAUACUUGUGAAAAGGAAAACAAAAAGCCACCUGUAUUAUUCAUGCCAUUCUUUACCUUGGUAAUUGUAAAUUUUAAUAUUCCAUUUUUUCUACAUCUGGGACAUUACGAAUACUGAUGUAUGUUCUGUUGAAUCCAGUUGGUUUGUAUUAUUUAUAUUAUGCUUUUUCACACAAAAAUUUAAAAGAACAAUUGCAUUACAACUUUGUAAAGUUGAUAAUUGAUUCCAGUGUUGUUUCCUUUGCAGAAUGUGUAUUUUGUAGUCUGAAGUAGUAUGGCAGAAAAUAACUUAUAUAUUGUGUGUUAUAAGUGUUAAUGUCAAGAAACCCAUUCAAAUGUAAACUUACUAUCAAGCGAUAACUUAUAUUUAAUAUACACAACUUAAUUCUCAAA